Messenger RNA from Marmota monax (woodchuck), 1878 nucleotides. RefSeq names its product rhomboid domain containing 3 (gene Rhbdd3). Bases 556 to 1710 code for a protein of 384 amino acids. Gene Ontology annotation, molecular function: protein binding; serine-type endopeptidase activity. The transcript has 8 exons. Lineage: Eukaryota; Metazoa; Chordata; Mammalia; Rodentia; Sciuridae. The record is from RefSeq and is a predicted model, not a curated record. Gene Ontology annotation, cellular component: membrane.
CGGCGUGGGAGGGGGAGGGGGUUGCGCUUUGGCCGGUCGGCUGGGGUCACGCGCCUUCGUGCGCGCACGAUGGGUUUGGAGACCCUGGGCCUGAGCCCGGAGCCGGAGUGCCGACUCCCAGCCGGGGGGCCCCGCCCGGCCCGCCGGUGUGGGGGGCGUGCUCCGCGAAGGGGAAACUGAGGCCGGAGAAAGUUGAGUACUUUCCCCAAAGUCACAAAGCUGAGUUUGGCCCAGACCCUAGGAUACCCACCAGCCCACUCUGUCCACCAUCCGGAAGAAUCCCUGUCCUUGACUUCCCAUUCGGUGCUCCUGGCUUCCCUCUAAGUGAACACAGAAAAAGCACCAGCUGUGUGCUAGGAGUACCCUGGUCAACCUGGGAAUAAGAGGAGCCCCUCCUCCUAUGAAUUCAAACUACCUACCUCGGGAGGCAUGCCAAGCUGUGCUCAUGAGAUAGGAUAAGAGCUAUGAAAUGAAGUGUCAGAGGGGAAAGGACAUUUGAGCUGGGUUUCAAAGGCACAGAGUCCCGGGAUCACGCUUGACCUUCCUCAGCCAACUAUGCAUGCCAGGGAACCCCCUGGCCUAUUGUCUCCAGCACUGCCUCUUGCCUCCUCUGUCCUCAUGCUGCUGAUGAGCAGCCUGUGGCUGGUGGGGGCCGGCCCCAGCCUGACCCUGGCCCCGGAGCUGCUGCUGGACCCCUGGCAGGUGCACCGGCUGCUGACCCAUGCCCUGGGCCACACGGCCCUGCCUGGCCUGCUCCUGAGCCUGCUGCUCCUGCUUGCCCUGGGCUGGCGGCAGGAGUGCCACCUGGGCACACUACGAUUCCUGCACGCCUCUGCCCUGCUCUCCCUAGCCACUGGGCUGCUGGCUGUGCUGCUGGCAGGCCUUGGGAUGUCCAGUGCAGCUGGUAGCUGUGGAUACAUGCCUGUCCACCUGGCCAUGCUGGCAGGGCAAGGUCACUGCCCUAGAUAUUCCCAGGGGCUGCUGCCACCGUGGUUGCUGCCAUGGCUGCUGCUUGCCCUGACCCCCCUGCUCAGCUCCGAGCCACCCUUCCUGCAGCUCCUUUGUGGCCUCCUUGCUGGCUUGGCCUAUGCUGCCAGAGCCUUAAGGUGGCUGGAGCCCUCGGAGCAGCGCCUACGGGUGAUGCAGGAGAGCAUCUUGUGCAGGACCCUGGCUAGGUGCUGGCCUUUGAGGCUCCUUCCCGCCCCAGGCGGCCUGGCUGAGCUGCCUGUCACCCUUCCUGCUGGAGCGAGGUCUGCCAUCCCUGGACCUCCUUACCAAGUCUCCCCUCCGCCCUGGUCCCAUGGCGAUGGCACAGCCCAGCUCCCGCCAGGCCCGGGACCUGUGCAGCUGACCUGGGAGGACCUGGAGGUGGGCCUGGAUUGGGCUGGGUCCCGCUUCCCCCCAGGGGCCCCGAUGUGGGCCGUCCUGGAUGAGCAGAUGCUGCAGGAGGGGAUUCAGGCCUCACUGCUUGGCAGGCCAGUUGAGGAGACCCAAAGCCCACUGUGGCUGCCCAAGUCCUCAGUGUCCUCUCUGCGGCUGCAGCAGUUGGAGCGCAUGGGCUUCCCCACAGAGCAGGCAGUGGUGGCACUGGCAGCCACAGGCCGUGUGGAGGGUGCUGUGUCACUGCUUGUUGAGGGGCAGGUGGACACUGCGCCCCUGGUGACCCAGGAGGAGGCGGCUGCCCACUGCAAGGGCCCUGGGCCUCCCUAACCCAGGCAGAGGGUGGGGGCACAGGCUUGGCCUAAAGGCAGGUAGCCUGAGUCCCUGCUCUGUCCACUGAGCCACCGUGGGAUACUGGGGCACCCCUGGGGGCAGGGGAGGCCCCAGCGCAUGCUGCCUGGAAGCUUUUUUAAGAAUAAAAGCCAAUUCAUUUUCCAA